GCGAGGGAGGGGAGGGGGGAGAGAUGUGUGAUUCAUUAGGAAUGUAACCGCAGUGCGAGUCCCAGUGACGGUUAUACCUGUCGUAGGUGUGUCCUUGCAAGUUGCACCGCUUUACCCUCCCUGACGCCUACCACGUGCGUCGACCCGCCCACGACGUCUUUCAUGCCCAGACCACCUAUGCCUGAUGCCUGACUUUACUUGUGGGCGGAGAACACCGCGCUGUGUCCCUAGCCCGAAGGACUGUCGGAGUGUUGGCGGAUGUCUUGAAUUGAACAGAGCUUGCCCCUCCCCCUUCCCCUGUCCUUCCUUCAUGUUGUCCCUGCCACUCAGUAUGGAUGCCCUCAUUCCCCUUCUCAUUACGUCCUCGUCCUUCGGGCACGACGGCGCGUGUGCAGGCAUGUUGGAAGAAGCCAGGCAGGAGGCGUUGUCAGCGGCAGCCGACGGGGGACUCUGCCGUCCUCGCGCAGCGCCGCUCAGUCUCUCGCCUUACCUGGUCAGCGGCGGCCACCGUCCCGACCAGCGCCGACUCGCCGUCUGCGCGACACGCGGACGACUACGACUGCGGGAGAAGGUCCUGCCUUAGGAAUCUAUCGGGCGCAGGAGCCUUUCGAUUGUGGUGGGGCGGCAGCGUGAUCGAACCGGCAACGGGCAUGUCCAUCAGGACUGAUAAAGGACCUCAAAGUGUGAAUACCAAAUAGUUGGAAAGGCCUUUUGAACAUUGGUGUGCUUGUCAAGGUCGAGGCAGGACAGGUGCUCGCCAAGUCUCCCAAGUGCGUUAAGUGCGUCUUCCGUAGGACGAUGGUAAAGA
Messenger RNA from Penaeus chinensis, 808 nucleotides. RefSeq lists its product as uncharacterized. The transcript is spliced from 2 exons. The coding region runs from base 336 to 698 and encodes 120 amino acids. The record is from RefSeq and is a predicted model, not a curated record. Lineage: Eukaryota; Metazoa; Arthropoda; Malacostraca; Decapoda; Penaeidae.